AUGGGCCAAGAAGAUUGCUGCAUAUCUGGAAGCCUGCCUAAUGAGCAAAGGAACACGUUCAAGCCAGCGGCAGGGGGCGGGGUCGCGCCUCCUCCGCGGCUCCGGUUCCAGCCGAGCCCCACGGACGUGAAGAUGGAAAUCCCAAGGAUACUCCCAGCUCGUGGGUCUCGACAGGGCAGCGGCGCUGGCAGCCCCUCGGGUGGCGGCCGGGUCCACCGAGGCCCUGACCCGGGAGCUGUACAGGCCCGGGCGCGCCGCCUCCUGCUGCUCGGGAGCCCCCAAGAUGGCGGUCCGGGGCGGCGGCGCGAAGAGGCCAGCGCGGCUACACCCGGCUCUGGCCCAAGCCAGUUGGGUCCGCGGAGGCCUGAUCACGCUGGCGGCGGCGGCGUCGCUUCUGCUUCUGCUUCUGCAGCCUCCAUCCCUGCCCCUAGCCUGGGCCUCACUGCUGCCUUCGCCGGCACCGUCACCAUCCACAACCAGGACCUGCUGCUGCACUUUGAGAAUGGUGUUCUCACCCUUGCCACGCCCCCGCCUCCUUGCUGGGAGCCUGGGGUCAUGCCUGCCCCACAGCCUGGGGUUCUGAUAGCUCCACAGGUGGGGGAACCCCAGGCCUCGCAGCCAGUGGACUGCCCUGAGCAACCGCCAGAUCUGUUGCUGGCUGAGCCAGUUGAACUAGCACCAGUGCAGGCGCUGGAGCAGGAGGGGGAGGUAGAGGGCCCGCUGACUGAUAGCCCCCCUGGGCCACUGGGCUCAGGCCCAGGUGUGGUGCUGUACCUGUGCCCUGAGGUGCAGUGUGGACAAACCUUCACCAAGAAGCACCAACUGAAGGUGCACCUACUGACGCACAGCAGCAGCCAGGGCCAGCGACCCUUCAAGUGCCCCCUGAGCGGCUGUGGCUGGACCUUCACCACCUCCUACAAGCUCAAGAGGCACCUGCAGUCCCAUGACAAACUGCGGCCUUUUGGCUGCCCGGCGGAAGGUUGUGGCAAGAGCUUCACCACCAUAUAUAACCUCAAGGCUCACAUGAAGGGCCAUGAGCAGGAGAACUCCUUCAGAUGCGAUGUGUGCGAGGAUUGUUUCCCCACGCAGGCCAAGCUCAGCGCCCAUCAGCGCACCCACUUUGAACCCGAGAGGCCCUACCAGUGUGCGUUUUCUGGCUGCAAGAAGACCUUUAUCACAGUGAGUGCCCUGUUUUCCCAUAACCGUGCCCAUUUUAGGGAACAGGAACUCUUUUCCUGCUCUUUUCCUGGCUGCAGCAAACAGUACGACAAGGCUUGUCGGCUGAAAAUUCACCUGCGGAGCCAUACCGGUGAGAGACCGUUCCUUUGUGACUUUGAUGGCUGUGGCUGGAACUUCACCAGCAUGUCCAAACUCUUAAGACACAAAAGGAAGCACGAUGAUGACCGGAGGUUCAUGUGCCCUGUGGAAGGCUGUGGUAAAUCUUUCACGAGGGCUGAGCAUCUGAAAGGCCACAGCAUAACCCACCUGGGCACAAAGCCUUUUGUGUGUCCUGUGGAAGGCUGCUGUGCCAGGUUCUCUGCUCGCAGUAGUCUCUACAUUCACUCCAAGAAACACUUGCAAGAUGUGGACACUUGGAAAAGCCGUUGCCCAGUCUCCAGCUGUAAUAAACUCUUCACAUCCAAGCACAGCAUGAAGACCCACAUGGCCAAAAGGCACAAUCUUGGCGAGGAUCUCUUAGCUCAGCUGGAAGCUUCAAAUUCUCUUACACCUAGCAGUGAACUUAUCAGCCAGGGACAGACUGAUCUCAGUGAUGCAGAGCUAGUGUCCCUUUUCUCUGAUGUGCCUGGCAGUAGUUCUGCUGCAGUACUGGACACAGCAUUGGUGAACUCUGGAAUCUUGACUAUUGAUGUGGCCUCUGUGAGCUCAACUCUGGCAGGGAACCUCCCUGAUAAUAGUAAUAAUAAUAAUAAUAAUAAUGAUGAUGAUGAUGCUUUAGGGCAGACUGUGGACCCUCGGGCCUUGAUGGCCACCAGUGACCUUCCUCAAAGUCUGGAUACCUCCCUUUUUUUCGGGACAACAGCUGCAGGUUUUCAACAGAGCUCCUUAGAGGUGGAUGAUGCCUCAAAUCUAAGUGCAGGGCCUUUGGGGACUCUGGGCUCUUUGACUAUGAAAAACUCCAGUCAGGAACCCCAAGCCCUGACCCCUAGCAGUAAGCUAACAGUAGACACAGAUGCUCUGACUCCUUCAAGCACCCUUUGUGAAAACAGUGUCUCAGAACUACUGAUGCAAACCAAAGCAGAAUGGAACUUACAUCCUGACUCUGCCUUCUUUGGACAGGAGGAAGAAACCCAGUUUGCAUUCACCAGCCCAGCAGGAAACCACGUUUCUCAGAAAGAAACAGAUCUUAUCACAGUGACUGGAAGCUCAUUUUUGGUAUGAACCAUUCAUUCCUCACCUCUUGUAUUAAUUGGACUCAAUUUUAUGGAUAUCCUGGACCGAAAUAUCUAUGAGAAAUGCAGUCAUUUUCUCAUAGCUUGAAAAUGAUCAGAGCCCUGGGAAACAAGUUUGGAGAUGUAGAUUCUGAUCUAGUGUUUGGCAUUUUUAAGUUGAGUCGGUGACCCUGAGCAAGUCACUUAAAUCUUGUCUGAGCCUUAAUUUCCUUAUUUAUAAAAUGAGGUGUCUUUGAAUAGAGCACUUCUAAUCUAUAAUGUACCUAUAGUUUGUGUCUUUCCAGCUCUGUAUUUUCACAACUUUGUGCUCUUUCUUUUUUCAAGGAUUUUACUUAGGGAUUUUACAGUGAUUAACUAUUGCAUGUGCUUCUAAUGUAAUGAAAAGUGCAUUGAAAGGUAAUGAUAAGAGAACAUGGAACAGGUAUUUUAAAAAAUGGAAAUUUUAGCACAAUACCAAAAGAUUUCUACAAUCACUUUGUGGCACUUAAAGAAAGCCAAGAGUAGGGGGACAGUUCUUUUAAACUGAUUAUCUUUCUAACCUCUGUUUUGAUGGAAUGUUGUGUGGUUUGGGUGAAAAGUGUCAGGUUUUGAUAUGACAGACCCAGAGUGAAAUAUUGAUGUUUCUGGUGUAAGUGGCCUUAAGUAAGUUAUUUCAUCACACUGAGCCUCAG
Molecule: messenger RNA, 3082 nt
Organism: Sorex fumeus (smoky shrew)
Lineage: Eukaryota; Metazoa; Chordata; Mammalia; Eulipotyphla; Soricidae
Product: zinc finger X-linked protein ZXDB-like
Exons: 3
Coding region: 1-2400 (799 amino acids)
Biological process (GO): regulation of transcription by RNA polymerase II
Cellular component (GO): nucleus
Molecular function (GO): transcription coregulator activity
Source: RefSeq, a predicted model, not a curated record